This is a messenger RNA of Aspergillus fijiensis CBS 313.89, 507 nucleotides long. RefSeq lists its product as uncharacterized. The coding region runs from base 46 to 492 and encodes 148 amino acids. NCBI's taxonomy places the organism in Eukaryota, Fungi, Ascomycota, Eurotiomycetes, Eurotiales, Aspergillaceae. The transcript has a single exon. The record is from RefSeq and is a predicted model, not a curated record.
GUCGUGGUGGUGUCCGAAUCGUCGGUCAGGAUCUACGCGGCGCAUAUGAUCGAGGCCGAGGAUGGAUCCAGAGAGGCGGAUUAUCAGCUGACGGACCUCUAUCGGAGUCGCUUGGAUCGUGGAGUGGGACAGUUCCGGAAGGCUGUGGCGGCGGUACGGAACGCUAGGGACUUUGCGAAAGAGUGGAGGGAGUACUUCAUGGAGAUGGCCAGGCGGGAGCUGGAGGGCGAUCCUCGCAACUUGUCGCAGGGAAGUCCGAUGUCAGUGGAUGAGAAGCCGAACGAUGAUCCUGGCGAAGGUCCUAGUAGAAUGGCUCGUAUGCCCUCACUGAGUGACGACCAGAGCUCGGCCAGUAGCGACAGUGCCGCCUCUGGCCUCAAACGGCGCAGAAGUGACUACGCGCUGCUGUAUUCAAGCCUGGGCGAAGAGCUUCCACGCGUCAAGCGCCCUAGAUCUGUGAGCAGUGGCAGUGAUAGUCCACGGUUUAUUUAGUAUAUUUGAUAGAGC